AUGUUCGGCAAAGCCAACGAGAAAGACCUCCGUCGGGAGCCGGCUCCUGAGAUUCCGGAGCAAGUUGGCGACAUCAAUGACUUGGAGAAGUACACGACCACCGAAGAUGCCGUCUUUGGUGCCAUCGUCGAGGGAGGACCGAAUUAUCGCGCUGUAGGCACCGCUCUUCCUGCUUUGUCCCGAUAAGCAUCGUGUAUAGAUACAAGUAGCUGACGUCCUGCAAACGUAGCUCGGAUGGAUAGGCACGGCGGUGUUGAUGAUGAAAACACAAAUCGGCCUCGGUGUCCUCUCUAUUCCGGUCGUGUUCACUAGUUUGGGCUUGAUUCCGGGAAUCAUCUGUCUCCUCGCCAUCGCUAUAAUCACGACUUGGUCGGAUUACAUGAUCGGCACGUUCAAGCUGAAACAUCCUGAAGUGUACGGAAUCGAUGAUGUGGGAAGCUUGAUAUUCGGACGCAUUGGUCGUUACGUUUUAAGCAUCGCUUUCAUUCUGUGUAAGUCUUCGUUGUGCAGGAUCCUCACAGUAUCGACCGAAACUGACUUCCUUCUCUCAGACUGGGUCUUUGUCGCGGGCUCCGGGAUGCUCGGCAUUUCUAUCGCCUUCAAUGCGCUAUCGUCUCAUGGUACCUGCACGGCCGUGUUCGUCGCUAUAGCUGCGAUGCUGGGGUUUCUCCUCGCCAGUAUCCGGACGCUGAGCAAGAUCUCCUGGCUCGCAUGGAUUGGACUCUUCUGCAUCCUAGCUUCGAGUAAGUCCUCAUUCCCAGAGAAGUCUCAUGCAAGGCUAAUACGCCGGGUAUAGUCUUUACUCUCACGGUGGCAGUCGGUGUCCAAGAUCGGCCAGCAUCGGCGCCUCGCAAUGGUCCAUGGUCGUCUGACUGGCAGGUUACCUCUUCUCCCACGCCUGCCACGGCCAUGUCAGGUCUGGCCACGCUCGUCUUUGCGUAUGCCGGUACGCCGGCCUUUUUCGCGAUCGUGUCCGAAGUAGGUUCACGGGAUUCCCUGCCUUGCGAAUAGACAGCAUGAUUGACCCAAUGUUAGAUGAAAGCCCCAAAGCACUAUACGCGGUCUCUGCUCGUCUGCCAAACUGUCGUAACAGUCACCUAUCUGGUGAUCGGUAUCGUUGUGUACUAUUACUGCGGAACUGAUGUCGCAACACCGGCACUUGGAUCCGCCGGUGCCUUGGUCAAGAAGAUAUGCUACGGCAUAGCUUUGCCCGGGCUGGUCGUGACGACGACAAUUGUGGUACACGUAAGGAGACGGGAUCGUCUUCUCAUCAUUUAUGCCAGGCUGACAAAGUUCCAGAUUCCGGCAAAAUACCUCUUCGUUAAGAUCCUGCGCGGCUCAAGACACCUCAACAGCAACUCGCCAACUCACUGGGGUGUCUGGCUGGGCUGCACUGCUGGCAUCGCGGUGGUUGCGUACAUUAUUGCUAGCGCGAUCCCAGUCUUCGGUGACUUGGUGUCACUUAUCGGUGCUCUGCUCGGUACACUCAUGUCAUUUCAACCGAUGGGUUGCAUGUGGCUCUACGACAACUGGGGCAGAGAGAAGUCGCAGAGGAAUCUCAAGUGGCAGCUGAUGGUCGCUUUCAGCGUUUUUGUCAUCGUCUCGGGUACUUUUCUGAUGAUUGCUGGCACCUACGGCUCGGUGGUGGCAAUCAUGGUUUCGUAUAACAAGAGCGGCGGAUCGGCAGCGUGGACAUGUUCAGACAACUCCGGCUAG
This is a messenger RNA of Lecanosticta acicola, 1716 nucleotides long. Lineage: Eukaryota; Fungi; Ascomycota; Dothideomycetes; Mycosphaerellales; Mycosphaerellaceae. The record is from the annotation of a GenBank genome assembly.